AAAAUAAUUUAUGCAUCUUAUUCUAAAAUUCAAUAAAAGAAGAAAGGUUAUAAGCAAAUGGAUAUAAGUGGAAUAUAUCCUCCCAUUCCAACACCUUUCAAUGAAAAGGAGGAUAUUGACUAUGAAAAGUUGAAAGAGAAUGUUGAAAAAUGGAAUGAAAUCCCUUUUAAAGGGUAUGUUGUACAGGGUUCCAAUGGAGAGUUUGCGUACAUGGACUCAGACGAGAGGAUAGAUCUUGUGAAGAAGGUCAGGGAAUUUGCUCCUAAGGAGAAACUCAUCAUUGCUGGUGCUGCAUGUGAAGGUACAAAUCAGACCAUCAGCAUGGCACAAAAUAUGGCUUCUGUAGGAGCAGAUGCUGUCCUUGUUGCUACUCCUUGCUUUUAUAAAGCUGGAAUGACGAAGGAAGCCUUGGAAAGGCAUUACACCAAGGUUGCAGAUUCAUGUCCAGUGCCUGUGAUUUUGUACAGUGUCCCAGCAAAUACUGGUAUUGACCUGCCUGAGGAAGCCAUUGUUAAUUUAUCAAGACAUCCAAAUAUUAUUGGACUCAAAGACAGUGGAGGCAAUAUUACUAAAAUUGGUAGUGUCAUUCAUCGAACUUUAAAGGGAAGAUUUCAAGUUUUGGCUGGUUCGGCAUCCUUCCUCUAUGCAUCUCUCAGUUUAGGUGCUGUUGGUGGCGUGUGUGCGCUGGCUAAUGUCUUAGGCAAAGAAGUUUGUAAAUUGGCUGAACUUCACAGAACAGGUGACCACGAGAAGGCGAAAGAAAUGCAACAUAAACUUAUCCUGCCAAAUACUGCAGUUACCUCCAGACACGGGAUUGCUGGUCUCAAAACUGCUAUGGAGAUUUUUGGAUAUUACGGAGGUCCAACAAGGUCACCAUUACUGCCCUUAAAACAAGAACAGAUCGAAGAUGUCCGGCAAAUAUUCGAACCAUUUUUGUGAAAUAUUUUAUUGGACUGACGCUAAGGAAUACGGAAUGCUAUUUGGAAUUGAUCUAAUCCUAGUUUUAUACAAUGUUGCAAACAUAUUUUAUACACGUCCAGCGUGCUUGAGAAAGCUUCUUUAUUUCGGAAAACAUUCAUCACCUACCUUCAGACACACAUCUCCUAAAAACCUGCUAUCUGCAAGGAACAAUGUAGAUCUAUAUCACUAUAUGUGUCAUCAACCUUUUAAAAUAAAAAUUUGGCUUGCAAAA
Molecule: messenger RNA, 1192 nt
Organism: Dendronephthya gigantea
Lineage: Eukaryota; Metazoa; Cnidaria; Anthozoa; Malacalcyonacea; Nephtheidae
Product: 4-hydroxy-2-oxoglutarate aldolase, mitochondrial-like
Exons: 7
Coding region: 58-939 (293 amino acids)
Biological process (GO): N-acetylneuraminate catabolic process
Molecular function (GO): 4-hydroxy-tetrahydrodipicolinate synthase activity; N-acetylneuraminate lyase activity
Source: RefSeq, a predicted model, not a curated record